Molecule: messenger RNA, 8638 nt
Organism: Eutrema salsugineum
Lineage: Eukaryota; Viridiplantae; Streptophyta; Magnoliopsida; Brassicales; Brassicaceae
Product: pre-mRNA-processing-splicing factor 8A
Exons: 3
Biological process (GO): mRNA splicing, via spliceosome; spliceosomal tri-snRNP complex assembly
Cellular component (GO): U5 snRNP; catalytic step 2 spliceosome
Molecular function (GO): metallopeptidase activity; U2 snRNA binding; pre-mRNA intronic binding
Source: RefSeq, a predicted model, not a curated record
AAAUCUGAAAAUCGGCGAUUCUAAUUCUCUCCCCUCCUCCACCGCAAAAAUUACAAAUCCAUGGCCUCAAUGAAGCUCCCGCUUCACACCCUCGUCGAAUUCUCCGGAGGAAUUCAUCAGCACAUAUGGGUUUUACUGAGCUUGGAUCUGAUCGAAUCGGAGACACCUUUCAGCUUGUGGAGAUUCCGAAACGACGAGGACGAGGUUAAGGCCUUUUUUGGCCAACUCAAAGGCGAAAGCUUUUUCCCGAUAUUUUCGGUAGAUUCUUGGUGGGUCUCUGAGGAAGUAGAUGUAGAAAUAUGUUAGGGGAGAUAGAAGAUGUUCUUCUUGAAGAUGGAGAUUAAAGCCAAAAGCUAAGAGAAGGAGGAAUUUUGAAGUAAGAAGAGAGCUCAAUGAGAAGAUAGAAGGGAUCCCAAGAUCACAAAUUCUCAAAAUACCGAGCCAGAGAGCAAUCUAGUUUUCCAGAGAGCAAUCUAGUUUUCCAGAGAAAGUGAGUCCUUUUGAAGAAAUCAGAUCGUGAGAGAGAUAUUGCAAAACAUCAAACUACAAGUUCGUUAUAACAGACUUGGGCUACCCUAAGUGAUGUCGCAGCUACCAUUCGUAAUUUGGAGCAUAUUUGCGGUCAUUUGUGUCGAAAUCGUGACUUCCAAUGUGAGUAUAUUUUCUUACCUCUCUAAGUUACCAUUUGGUAUAGGCUGAUAAUAUUAGUUGUGUGAGUCUUGCAAGUGUUUUGAUAUAUUCAGAAGACUUUUUCAUUGCUUUUCAAUGAAUCCAAGUUUGUUUAGUUAUACUGAGUUUUCCUUUAGAUUUUCUUACACAUAUGUCCAUUAACCGUAAUUAGAUUCUGUGGAUAGUUUUUGUUAACUUAAUUAAAAUCCUUAGAAGUUUCCUGUAUAACAUAUGUGUCAUUUUUAGUCAAAAUUAUGAUACUGAAAUCUUAUUUUUUUGAUAAAGACACUGAAAUUUGAUUUAUUUGAUGAACCACACAAAUAUCACCGAUUUUCUUUUCAAAUUUGUAAUGUUGUUUCUCUGUUUUAUGAUUUUUUCUUUUUCUUUUUUGAGUUAAAUAAUUAAUAAUUCUGCCAAAAAAUUUAAGUAUUUAUAGUUAACUAUUGUUAUAGUCUAAACCCACAAUAAUAGGAAACCACAUUGCUACCGCCAUUAAAAACGGAAACCGCAUUAUUAAUGUAACAGUCCCACAUCGCUUAGGAUUAACGAGGGAGGUCGGCGAAUUUCCCUUAUAAAUACAGAAACUUUUUUGUUUUUCCUGAAAAUCUUACUUUUCUUUGAAACGUCAGAUUACGCAAGGUAACACACAAGUUUAGUUUUUUUUUUGGUUUUCACCGGCGACUCAAUCUUGAUUCUGUUCUUGAUUCUGUCUCGAAUGUUAUCAUGGUGUCUCUGUCCGAAGCUAAUCUUGAUCCUCCGUCGAAGCUUACACCUGAGGAAGAUGAUGCGAAACUGGAGAAGAAGGCUAGGGUUUGGAUGCAAUUGAAUUCUAAACGGUAUGGUGAGAAGAGAAGAUUAGGGUUCGUGGAAACGCAGAAAGAAGACAUGCCACCAGAGCAUCUUAGGAAGAUUAUGAGGGAACAUGGUGAUAUGUCAUCGAAGAGAUAUCGUCAUGACAAACGCGUUUAUCUUGGAGCUCUCAAGUUUGUUCCUCACGCUGUUUUCAAGCUCCUGGAGAAUAUGCCAAUGCCUUGGGAGCAAGUCAGGGACGUCAAGGUCUUGUAUCACAUCACCGGAGCGAUCACGUUUGUGAACGAGAUACCGUUGGUUGUGGAGCCUAUUUACAUGGCUCAGUGGGGUACUAUGUGGAUCAUGAUGAGAAGAGAGAAGAGAGAUCGUCGACACUUCAAGAGAAUGCGGUUUCCGCCUUUUGAUGAUGAAGAGCCUCCGCUGGAUUAUGCAGAUAAUCUGAUGGAUGUUGAUCCUUUAGAACCGAUUCAGUUGGAGCUUGAUGAGGAUGAAGAUUCUCCUGUGUACAGUUGGUUUUACGAUCACAAGCCGCUUGUAAAGACGAGUAUGAUCAAUGGUCCGAGUUACAGGAGGUGGAACCUCUCGCUUCCGGUUAUGGCGACGCUUCACAGGCUUGCAGGUCAGUUGCUUUCUGAUUUGGUUGAUGGGAACUAUUUCUAUUUGUUUGAUAUGCCAUCGUUCUUGACAUCAAAGGCGUUGAACAUGUGCAUACCCGGUGGUCCAAAGUUUGAGCCUUUGUAUCGUGAUGUGGAGAAAGGGGACGAGGAUUGGAACGAGUUCAACGACAUCAACAAGCUCAUCGUUAGAUCUCGUAUGCGAACUGAGGGAAGAGUAGCUUUCCCUUACUUGUACAAUAACAGGCCCAGGAAAGUAAAGCUCUCUGCGUAUCACACUCCUAUGGUUAUGUACAUCAAGAGUGAGGAUCCUGACCUUCCUGCGUUUUAUUAUGAUCCGUUGAUUAACCCAAUAAGUAACACUAAUCAGGGAUUUCGUGACAAAAAGGUUUAUGAUGAUGAGGAAGAUGACUUUGCCUUACCACAAGGUGUGGAGCCGUUGCUACAAGACACCGAUCUUUACACUGACACUACAAGUGCUGGGAUUACGUUGUUGUUUGCUCCAAGACCUUUCAAUAUGAGGUCUGGGAAGACGCGGCGUGCAGAGGAUAUACCGCUUGUGUCAGAGUGGUUCAAGGAGCACUGUCCUUCAACAUAUCCGGUCAAAGUUCGGGUUAGUUACCAGAAGCUCUUGAAAUGUUAUGUUCUGAAUGAGUUACACCGUAGACCACCUAAAUCUCAGAAGAAGAAGCACUUGUUCCGGUCUCUUGCAGGGACAAAGUUUUUCUAAAGCACCGAACUUGAUUGGGUUGAAGCAGGUUUGCAAGUCUGCCGGCAAGGUUACAAUAUGUUGAAUCUGUUGAUUCAGAGGAAGGGUUUAAACUACCUGCAUCUUGAUUACAACUUCAACCUCAAGCCAGUUAAGACUUUGACGACCAAGGAGAGGAAGAAGUCACGUUUCGGGAAUGCUUUCCAUCUCUGUCGCGAGAUUCUCCGGCUGACAAAACUUGUGGUCGACGCAAAUGUCCAGUUCCGGCUUGGGAACGUUGAUGCCUUCCAGUUGGCUGAUGGCCUGCAAUAUAUUUUCUCCCACGUUGGCCAGUUGACAGGUAUGUAUCGCUAUAAGUACAGGCUGAUGAGACAAAUUAGGAUGUGCAAGGACUUGAAGCACUUGAUUUACUACCGUUUCAAUACUGGUCCUGUGGGUAAAGGGCCAGGGUGUGGAUUCUGGGCUCCAAUGUGGAGAGUGUGGUUGUUUUUCCUCCGUGGAAUAGUUCCUCUACUAGAACGAUGGUUAGGGAAUCUUCUUGGACGUCAUUUCGAGGGGCGUCAUUCGAAAGGAGUGGCGAAAACUGUCACAAAGCAAAGAGUUGAAAGCCAUUUUGACUUGGAGCUUCGAGCUGCUGUCAUGCAUGAUCUUGUUGAUGCCAUGCCAGAGGGUAUGAAUCAGAAGAAAGUGCGAGUAAUCGGGCAGCACCUUAGUGAGGCGUGGCGGUGUUGGAAAGCUAAUAUCCCGUGGAACGUCCCUGGUCUGCCUCUGCCCGUUGAGAAUAUGAUCCUCAGGUAUGUCAAGCAUAAGGCUGACUGGUGGACAAAUGUUACUCACUACAACCGUGAGCGUAUCAGGAGAGGGGCUACAGUUGAUAAGACAGUUUGUAGGAAGAACCUUGGAAGGAUGACACGUCUUUGGCUAAAGGCAGAACAGGAAAGGCAACACAAUUACCUGAAAGACGGUGCACCUGUCACUUCGGAGGAAGCAGUUGCAACUUAUAGAACUACCGUCGCGUGGCUGGAAGCAAGAAAGUAUUCGCCGAUUCCGUUCCCUCCUCUGUCAUACAAACAUGAUACGAAGUUGCUCAUCCUCGCCCUCGAGAGACUGAAAGAAUCAUAUGGUGGAGAUGGAAGGUUGAAUCAGCAGCAGCGAGAAGAGCUUGGUCUUAUUGAACAAGCUUAUGACAAUCCUCAUGAGACUCUAGCGCGGAUUAAACGCCAUCUUUUGACUCAGCGCAAGUUUAAAGAUGUGGGUAUUCAGUUUAUGGAUCAAUACAGCUGUUUGAUUCCGGUUUAUGAUAUCGAUCCUCUAGAGAAGAUUACUGAUGCCUAUCUUGAUCAAUACUUAUGGUACGAGGCUGACAAGCGCCACUUGUUUCCCAACUGGGUUAAGCCAGCAGAUUCAGAGCCACCACCGCUUCUGGUUUACAAGUGGUGUCAGGGUAUUAAUAAUUUGCAAGGCAUAUGGGACACAGGUGAUGGGCAGUGUGUGGUGAUGCUCCAGACGAAGCUUGAAAAGUUGUUUGAGAAGAUUGAUGUCACAAUAUUGAACAGGCUUCUUCGUUUGAUUGUUGACCCCAACAUUGCAGACUAUAUAACAGCCAAGAAUAAUGUUCUGUCUUACAAGGAUAUGAGUCAUACUAACUCGUAUGGUCUCAUCAGGGGACUUCAGUUCGCAUCCUUUGUUGCUCAGUUUUAUGGACUAGUGCUGGAUCUUUUGCUUCUUGGUUUGACUCGAGCGAGUGAGAUUGCUGGGCCACCGCAGAAGCCUAACGAGUUUUUGACCUAUUGGGAUACAAAAGUUGAGACGCGCCAUCCCAUAAGGUUAUAUUCCCGGUACAUAGACAAGGUGCACAUCAUGUUUAAAUUUACUCAUGAAGAGGCCCGAGAUCUUAUUCAACGUUACCUUAGGGAAAAUCCUGAUCCCAACAAUGAAAACAUGGUGGGGUAUAACAAUAAGAAGUGCUGGCCAAGAGAUGGAAGGAUGAGGUUAAUGAAGCAUGAUGUCAAUCUUGGUAGAAGUAUCUUCUGGGAAAUGAGGAACCGUCUUCCUCGGAGCCUUACAACUUUUGAGUGGGAGAAUAGCUUCGUUUCUGUGUACAGCAAGGAUAAUCCCAAUCUGUUGUUCAACAUGUGUGGAUUUGAGAUCCGCAUACUUCCAAAGAUCAGGAUGAGCCAAGAAGUUUUUAGCAACAUUGGGGAUGGUGUCUGGAAUCUGCAGAAUGAACAGACUAAAGAGAAGACUGCCGUGGCUUUUCUGCGCGUUGAUGAAGAAAAAAUCAAGGCGUUUGAUAAUCGUGUGAGGCAAAUUCUGAUGUCGUCAGGGUCAACCACAUUUACCAAAAUCGCCAACAAGUGGAAUACAGCUCUGAUAGGUGUCAUGGCUUACUUUCGUGAAGCCACUCUGCAUACACCAGAGCUCAUUGAUCUGUUGGUUAAAGGUGAAAGUAAAAUCCAGACAAGGAUCAAGAUUGGUCUGAACUCAAAGAUGCCUAGUCGGUUUCCUCCUGUUGUCUUCUACACUCCAAAGGAAAUCGGCGGGCUUGGAAUGUUGUCUUUGAGUCAUAUUCUGAUCCCUCAAAGCGACCUUCGGUACAGCAGACAAACAGACCUUGGUGUUACUCACUUCAGAAGUGGAAUGAGCCAUGAAGAGGAUCUGAAAAUACCAAAUCUUUACCGUUACAUUCAGUCAUGGGAAAGCGAGUUUAUAGAUUCACAGCGGGUGUGGGCGGAGUUUGCUUUGAAGAGGCAGGAAGCACAGAUCCAAAACAGGCGUCUUGCACUUGAGGAUUUAGAAGACUCUUGGGAUAGGGGACUUCCGCGUAUAAAUACGCUAUUUCAGAAGGAUAGGCACACGUUAGCAUAUGAUAAAGGCUGGAGAGUCCGGACCGACUUCAAGCAGUACCAAGUCAUGAAACAAAAUCAUUUCUGGUGGACUCAUCAGAAGCAUGAUGGGAAAUUGUGGAACUUGAACAACUAUCGAACUGAUGUCAUCCAAGCUCUUGGAGGUGUUGAAGGUAUUCUUGAGCACACUUUAUUUAAGGGAACAUACUUUCCAACGUGGGAGGGUCUUUUCUGGGAGAAGGCAUCUGGGUUUGAGGAGUCUAUGAAGUAUAAGAAGCUGACGAAUGCACAGAGGUCUGGUCUGAACCAGAUUCCAAAUAGAAGGUUCACGCUCUGGUGGUCGCCGACAAUCAAUCGAGCCAAUGUUUAUGUCGGUUUCCAGGUGCAGUUGGACCUGACCGGAAUCUUCAUGCAUGGAAAGAUUCCUACCCUUAAGAUAUCUUUGAUUCAGAUUUUCCGUGCCCAUAUGUGGCAAAAGAUCCAUGAGGGUGUUGUUAUGGAUCUUUGCCAAGUAUUGGAUCAAUAUAUGGAUGCCUUGGAGAUAGAAGGUGUACAGAAGGAGACAAUUCAUCCAAGGAAGAGUUACAAAAUGAAUAGCUCUUGUGCUGAUAUUCUUCUGUUUUCUGCCAACAAAUGGCCAAUGUCUAAGCCUAGUCUAGUGACUGAGUCGAAUGAAAUCUUUGACCAGAAAGCUAGUAACAAGUAUUGGAUAGAUGUACAGCUUCGAUGGGGAGAUUAUGACUCUCAUGAUAUUGAGCGUUACACUAGGGCGAAAUUCAUGGAUUAUACAACAGAUAACAUGUCUAUCUAUCCAUCUUCAACCGGUGUUGUGAUUGGGAUUGAUCUGGCGUACAACUUGCAUUCCGCCUAUGGUAAUUGGUUCCCUGGUUCAAAGUCUCUGCUUGCUCAAGCAAUGAACAAGAUUAUGAAGUCAAAUCCAGCGUUAUGUGUUUUGAGAGAAAGGAUAAGGAAGGGUUUGCAGUUAUACUCGUCUGAGCCUACGGAGCCGUAUUUGUCAUCACAAAACUAUGGCGAAAUAUUCAGUAAUCAGAUGAUGUGGUUUAUUGACGAUACCAAUGUCUAUCGUGUGACGAUGCACAAGACAUUUGAAGGGAACGUGACAGCAAAGCCAAUCAAUGGCGCAGUUUUUAUCUUCAAUCCAAGAACUGGGCAGCUGUUCCUGAAGGUUAUCCAUACAAGCGUUUGGGCUGGUCAGAAGCGUCGUAGUCAGCUAGCGAAAUGGAAAACGGCCGAAGAAGUUGCUGCACUUGUGCGGUCUCUCCCCAUUGAAGAACAACCAAAACAAGUUAUUGUGACUCGUAAAGGAAUGUUGGAGCCCGUUCAGGUUAACUUGCAGGAUUUCCCUAACAUUGUUAUCAAGGGAAGCGAGUUGCAGCUUCCAUUCCAGGCUUGCCUUAAGAUUGAGAAGUUUGGUGAUAUGAUUUUGAAAGCCACUGAGCCGCGUAUGUUCCUCUUCAAUAUCUAUGAUGAUUGGUUGACGAGUAUUUCCUCUUACACUGCCUUCUCAAGACUCAUUCUCAUCCUCCGUGCUCUUCAUGUCAGCAAUGAGAAGGCUAAGAUGUUAUUGAAGCCCGACAAGUCUGUUGUCACUGAGACGCAUCACAUCUGGCCUUCUCUCACUAACGACCAAUGGAUAAAGGUGGAGGUUAAAGACCUCAUUCUUUCUGACUACGCCAAGAAGAAUAACGUGAACACCUCGGCUCUGACACAGUCAGAGAUAAGAGAUAUCAUACUUGGAGCUGAGAUUACUCCACCGUCUCAACAAAGGCAACAAAUAGCUGAGAUUGAGAAACAGGCCAAGGAAGUGGGACAGCUUAGUGCAGUCACAACGAGGACCACAAAUGUUCAUGGUGAUGAGCUCAUUGUCGCCACCAUCAGUCCUUACGAGCAAGCUGCGUUCGGUUCUAAAACAGACUGGCGCGUCCGUGCAGUCUCAGCUACUAAUCUUCACCUUAGGGUGAGCCACAUUUAUGUGAACUCAUAUGACAUAGAUGAAGCAGGAUACACCUACAUAAUGCCAAAGAACAUCUUGAAGAAGUUCAUCCGCAUAGCAGAUCUUCGUACUCAGAUUGCUGGGUAUUUGUAUGGUGUCAGUCCCCUGGAUAAUCCGCAGGUCAAGGAAAUCCGCUGUGUUGUGAUGGUGCCUCAGUGGGGAACUCACCAGCAAGUUCACUUGCCGUCUUCUCUUCCUGAGCAUGAUUUCUUGAAGGGUCUUGAGCCCUUGGGAUGGAUGCACACACAGCCUAAUGAGCUUCCUCAGCUGUCGCCACAAGAUGUUACCUCACAUGCCCGUUUUCUGGAGAGUAACAAGCAAUGGGACAGAGAAAAAUGCAUCAUCUUGACUUGCAGUUUCACUCCAGGAUCAUGUUCGUUGACCUCAUAUAAGCUGACCCAAGCCGGAUAUGAAUGGGGACUGGUCAACAAAGACACAGGCAAUAAUCCCCAAGGCUACCUUCCAACACACUUUGACAAGGCUCAAAUGCUAUUGAGUGACCGGUUCCUUGGGUUUUACAUGGUUCCUGAAAAUGUACCAUGGAACUAUAACUUCAUGGGAGUAAAGCACACGACGAGCAUGAAAUACAGCGUGAAACUCGGAAAUCCCAAGGAGUACUAUGACAGUGAGCAUCGACCCACUCAUUUCCUGGAGUUCAGCAAUAUGGAGGAGGAUGGUGACUUCAGCGAGAGAGAUCGUGAGGACACUUUUGCUUGAUAUUUCAUUUGUUUACUGCUUUUAUUGUUUUGCUUUACCUUUCUUGCCAGUCUUAUUGCGCUACAUAGAACUUAGAAGAAUCAAGUAUAAUUGAGAAUUAAGAACCGGAUGUACUGUCUUUUACAUUGCUGGCUGGGAUUUGUUUUUUUGUUUUUGGUUCAAGCUAGAUUCAUCUUAUUGUCCUUGUACACGAGUUAUCUGAAGUGUAAUUUGUCUUGAAUAUAUCUGUUCUUCUGUGUCUUUGUGUAUAUAUGCUCUC